AUGGCUUCUUCAAAGAGGGCACGCGAGAAGGAAAACGAAAAUCCCAAUCCUGCGAAGCGUAACAAAUUCAUGGAUUGCUUUUCUACUGUAAAGGAUCAGCAGCGGACGGCGAUAGCGACGGCGCAAGGUUCGGCCUGUGCAGUACCUCCACCUCCGCCUGUCAACCACGACAUCGCCCUACAUGAAACGUCCGCCAAACCAGUGCAACAUAAACCGACUACACAUCUGAAGACGUCAGCCCCUGAGCCAUUCUGGUUCCCGAAAAAGAGACCCGACAUCCCGUGGAUGUGGUGGGCAGAACGCCCCAAGAUCUUGGAGAGAAAGGAAUUGACCCUGCCUUCAUUCCUAUCCUCUCCCCUAUCCGGAAACCCGCGGUAUCUUCUAAAGCCCGCCUUUUUCCCCAAGACUGCACGAAGGCAGCCGCAGAAGACGGAGGCCGUCAAGCGACUCUAUCUACGCCGCGGAGUCUUGAGGCGAGAAGAAGCUCGCUGGAAAUCCAUCCACCGUCCCGGAACUUCAAACUACGACGACAGCGAGUUCAAGGCACACAUCAGGCACACCUCUGGCGAAACUUGUAUGCCCGAUUACGUUCCCCUCAACCCCGGCACUCCCCCGCUCCGCAGACUCGCCGUCCUCGGCACCAGUUCGCCGUAUCAAUACACAGUCGAGGACUCCCCCGGCUCCAUGCUCAGCGGACGCGAUCUUCUGGGCGGGCGAAAAUCAGACAUAACCAUCGCCCGCCACUUGGUCCUGGACCCGAUCGACGAACCCAUCCGGGAAAUUCUGGACCUUUUUUACGUCGCGCAAGUCGUUCCUCGUAUCGCGCAGGAGUCCGCUUGCCGGUGCGCCUGGCUGUUCCCGAGACGGUGUCGUGCGUACCGCGCCGGAGGACAGUCUGCGCACGCGCUCCACUGCCCGGCGGCGAUCGCGCAGGGGACGUGGCAGUUGUUCCCGGCUGCGGACGCGAAAAAUCUCUGGGAGGCGCACGCCCACCAGGCGUGGGAGCUGACGUGGGAGCGCAAGUGGAUGCGGGAUAUGAAGAGGGCGUCGAGCGGCGUGCUCGAGCUGCAGAGGGUGAAGCGGACGAGCUUUCGUUGCAGCGCAUACCCGAAGCCUGUGGACAUCAUGAAGUGGGACGAUCCAAAGGCGUUGUUUCCGUACGGGUGUUGGGCGGCGUUGGAGGUCGGGGAGCGUGCGCAGGAGAAAAAGCGGGGUCUUAGAGUCUGGUUGAGUUCGUCGGAGGACCGGUCACGCGACCAGUCGACGGGUCACGAUCCUAAACGAGCCGAAGCGCCUCCUCUCCUGACCACUCCCAUCUCCCUGACCACUCCCACACACACCCCUGUCUUUGCUCUCACCACUUUAUUUUCACCCAUGAAGUAUCAACCUACAUGUACUCCCAAUAAGCGAAGACGCCAGAAGGAGAAUGAAGAACCACAACGUCAAGCGAAGAGAAUCAAACUUGGGAGUAGCUCAUGCAGACCAUCCGAACGUAUUCCAUCUUGUCUGUCGCGGAUGAUAAUCGGCCGAGUUCCCAUCGUGCGCCCCGAACCCGCGCACAAGUGGUGGGAGGACUACUUGAAGUCCACUGCGACCCCGUGCGCGAAGGAACCACGUCGACCGUCGCCCGCGCCGUCAUCCCCUCUUUCUGGUCGCCCUUCGUACCUACUGGGGCCCAACUCUCCGCCUACAAAUCCCGCUGCCUCAUGGGGGUUCAAGGAUUCCGGCCGAAAGUCGCUCAAGAGACCAGAGAGGAUCAGGGAGUAUAAUACUCUGUACAGGUCGGUCGUGAACCGCGAGUUCUAUCGUCGCAACCCAGGAGCCACCGAAAUAUAUCGCUUCGACGCCCGGAACUUCAUCCGAUCCGUCCGCAAGAAUACCUCCGGUGAAGCCGGGAUCGACCUACUUCCCGCCCAGGCAGGCACCCCAGCUCGUCGCACGAUCUCUCCGAUGCCGGCUCUGCAUCUCCGUCCUCCGCGCUACCUGUACCUCAACCACGUCGACUUUCUAUAUAUACGGGAGGCCAAGCGGAGCGCGGCCACCACCCGCGCGGUCGCUCUCGACGAUGCCGACAUCUCGAUGGAGCCUCAGGACGUCGGCGUGUUUGGUGAACUCCAGUCCGCGCGGGGGUCGGAGCGCACGGAAAGGGUCGUCUCGAGAACAUUCCAGGAGCUUGCGGAGGAGUACUGGCUCACGCACGCGAACAAAGCAUGGUCAGAGCUCGUGCGAAGAAAGAAGUGCGGCUUUGAGAUGCAGCCGCAGGCGCGCUCGUCAGACAUGGUUGUGACUAGGCAGGAGGAGCUGAAUUCAUGGCCGAAUCCGCAUAGGCUGGAAAGGUAUGGGAGUAGGAAGGCGUUGCGGAUCGCGAGUUGCUCGGGCGCGGGGGCGAGGAGGACUACAAUGUAA
Epithele typhae is the source of this 2406-nucleotide messenger RNA. RefSeq lists its product as uncharacterized. The record is from RefSeq and is a predicted model, not a curated record. The transcript has 6 exons. Lineage: Eukaryota; Fungi; Basidiomycota; Agaricomycetes; Polyporales; Epitheliaceae. Bases 1 to 2406 code for a protein of 801 amino acids.